Molecule: messenger RNA, 4389 nt
Organism: Penicillium arizonense
Lineage: Eukaryota; Fungi; Ascomycota; Eurotiomycetes; Eurotiales; Aspergillaceae
Gene: nte1
Product: lysophospholipase
Exons: 2
Coding region: 1-4389 (1462 amino acids)
Biological process (GO): lipid metabolic process
Cellular component (GO): endoplasmic reticulum
Molecular function (GO): phosphatidylcholine lysophospholipase A1 activity
Source: RefSeq, a predicted model, not a curated record
AUGGCGGGGUGGAUUGGAUGGGUGUUUACCUUUGUCUUACAGACCAUCCCAAGCGUAUUGUACUGGGUUAUUACCUUUUCGACCAUCACGCUGCCCACAUGGCUCUUUACGCUCUUUUCCAUGAGCCUGACGUUCACUAUGAACUUCACCACCCUAAUGUUGAUAGUGCUCGCCCUGGUAUCGACCGUCAGCUGGUUCAUUCGCUAUCGGUUCCUGAACAUGUACAGCCGCCUGCCGCCAGAGCCCCAGCGCAAAGAACCCGAGAUCGACUUGUUCCCCGAUAUCCAAGAAGGCGACUCCAAACCCGGUCUUGCGAAUUACCUAGAUGAAUUCCUCAGCGCUAUCAAAGUCUUCGGAUACCUCGAGCGACCCGUGUUCCACGAGCUGACCCGGACAAUGCAGACAAGGAAGCUAAUCGCGGGAGAGACACUCAUGCUGGAAGAAGAGAAGGGAUUCUGCUUGGUUGUGGAUGGAAUGGUUCAGAUCUUCGUGAAAUCAACGCGACCAGCAAAGCCCGGUUCGCAAGAGAACCUGUAUAUGGACGACGUGACGUCGGACGAGGAGGAUCACCAUGUCCAUGGCCGACAGGGUUACCAGCUCCUCACAGAGGUCAAGAACGGCGCGUCUAUGUCGUCACUGUUCUCCAUUCUCCAGCUGUUUACCGAAGAUAUCGAGCUUCGCAACUCGCAAAGCCAUAAUUCUAUGGUAUCGACCCCUACCCGAGGCAACACCCCUGUUCCCGAUGCCUUCCCUUUCAGCCCUACCACUGGGAUUGUCGAAAGCCCCAGGUCUACAGUGCGAGACACCGGGGAUGUGACCUCUCCACUCCACGGUCCGAUUGAUACGCUACCACCGGUGCCUCCGCUGAAUCUCGGAGAAAGUCGUGCCAUUCCUAAGCAGAUCCCCGACCAAGGCCCAAAGCAAGAGCACAAGGCCAAGAAGAAGCGCCGCAAGUCGGUCCAUCCAGACAUUGUGGCCCGGGCCACGGUGGACACAACCAUCGCUAUCAUCCCAGCGAGCGCAUUCCGCCGGCUCACACGAGUUUACCCACGGGCGACAUCGCACAUUGUCCAGGUUAUUCUGACCCGUCUCCAGCGGGUCACAUUUGCUACAGCACAUUCAUACCUCGGCCUGACCACUGAUGUCCUGGACAUUGAACGUCAAAUGGGCAAAUUUACCACUUGGGACCUUCCCAAUAACCUCCGAGGAAGCGCCCUGGAUCGUUUGAAGGAUAAAUUCACUAGAGAGCGGGAUAGGUUGGGGCCCGAGGAAGUCGGCAAAGGAAUCGCUCUCCACAAUCCACAUGUUGGCCGCAGACGGUCAAGCAGUACUCUCAGAAAGGAGGCCGUCUUGCAAGCCAAGGUCUCCAACGAACGCCCUAUUGCGUCUUUAACGCCAAUAAGAUCGCCACUGGCAUUUUCUGACAGGGACUCCGCGGGUGUGAGUCCUGGAGAUCUUUUAUCGACCAUUCAACUUUCUCGGUUCGGACCGCGAUAUGACCAUCUGGCACAACGCUUCCAAACCCCUCUCACCGAGAGAGAGCAGCCCCAAUUUCUCCCUGGUCCUAUGCGGCCUUCGACGUUCCAGCGCAAAGACUCAAUUGACGAAGACGGUUUGUUCCGUGAAUCGAUUUUGGAUUGCAUCAUGAAGGGCAUUGGACUGACGGAAAGUACGCGCGAUACCAUGCGCAAGGGUACUCACUCCGGUGAUGCGUCGCCGAGACUUCUUUCCUAUGACUCUCGUCGCCAGAAGGCUGUGUUUUCCAAUGCAUUUGGCUUUAUUGAUCCAUAUGAAGCGUCUGGAGACGGCGAAAGUGAAUCCAUGAUGUCCAUGUCAGUUACAAGCGCGGGAGGAACUUCACCUGUCAUCAACCUUCGGGAGGAGCUUCGCCACGAUAUCGAGGUGGUCUAUUUCCCACAAGGCUCAGUUCUGGUAGAGCAGGGUGAGCGUCACCCUGGUCUCUACUAUGUGAUCGACGGUUUCUUGGAUGUGGGUAUCCCCAUGGACGAGCGCGAUGAUGUCCUGAUUGGCACCUCCCACGGAUACGCCUCCCAGGCGCAAGAAGAGCUCUUUCCCAACUUGAGACGCACUACCACAGGAUCGUCGCGAGCCUCUGGUGCAACAGGCGGCAAUGACUCUCGACGGAAGGGACAGUCUCGGAAAUCGCUGUACCUGAUUAAGCCUGGUGGUAUACAGGGAUAUGUUGGUGCUCUUGCAUCAUACCGCUCCUACACGGACGUUGUAGCCAAGACAGAUGUCUAUGUGGGAUUCCUUCCCCGUGCUUCGCUCGAGAGAAUCGCAGACAGACACCCUACCGCCCUACUGACCCUGGCGAAGCGGCUUACCAGACUUCUGCCGCGCUUGCUGCUCCACAUUGAUUUCGCACUUGAGUGGGUGCAGGUCAGCGCAGGAGAGGUCAUCUACCACCAAGGGGACGAAAGUGAUGCCAUUUAUCUUGUUCUGAAUGGCCGUCUCAGGUCUGUGCUGGAAGGCGCAAAUGGCAAGAUGACGGUCAUUGGCGAACAUGGUCAGGGUGAGAGUGUCGGUGAACUCGAGGUUAUGACCGAGUCUACCAGACCGUCUACCUUGCACGCUAUUCGGGAAACCGAAUUAGCCAAGUUCCCCCGAUCUCUGUUCAACAGCCUUGCGCAGGAGCAUCCGGGAAUCACAAUUCAGGUAUCUAAGCUCAUUGCCCAGCGGAUGCGUGACUUGGUCGAGCACCCACUGUCUGAGAAGGGUAUGGAACAAGGACAUACUGCUGGUGUCCAGACUGCUACCUCAACAAUGAACCUCCGCACGGUGGCUAUUCUCCCUGUAAUGGCUGGUGUCCCCGUCGUUGAAUUUGGCAACCGGCUUCUCCAGGCUUUGCACCAAAUUGGUGUGACCCGUGGCGUGACAUCCCUCAACCAAGCUGCGAUUCUGAAUCACCUGGGACGCCAUGCCUUCAGCAAAAUGGGCAAGCUCAAACUAUCGCAAUAUCUGGCUGAUCUUGAAGAGAAGUAUGGAAUGGUGCUCUACAUCGCUGACACCAAUGUAAACGCACCAUGGACUCAAACCUGCAUCGCGCAAGCCGACUCCAUCCUUUUGGUGGGCCUUGCAGAGUCCUCUCCGACCAUCGGUGAAUACGAACGGUUCCUACUGGGCAUGAAAACCACAGCUCGCAAAGAACUGGUGCUUUUGCACGCGGAGCGGUACUGCUCACCUGGUCUGACGCGAAAAUGGCUCAAGAACCGCGUCUGGAUCAAUGGUGGCCAUCACCACAUCCAAAUGGCGUUCCACUCAACCAACGAACCAUCGCACCCUCCAACCAAAAAGUUCGGCACUGUGCUCAAGCAGCGCGUCCAGAUUCUGCAAGCCGAGAUCCAGAAGUACACUUCUCGUCGUGCUCAGCAGACGCCGCUCUACUCCCCACAAACCCCAUUCAAGGGCGACUUCCAUCGUCUAGCUCGUCGUCUGUGCGGCAAGUCCGUUGGUCUUGUGUUAGGAGGAGGAGGAGCACGUGGUAUCUCGCAGGUCGGCGUGAUCAAGGCACUUGAGGAGGCCGGAAUCCCAAUUGACAUCAUCGGUGGCACGUCGAUCGGCUCUUUCAUUGGAGCUCUGUACGCGCGUGAUGCUGAUGUUGUGCCCAUGUACGGACGAGCAAAGAAGUUCUCCGGCCGCAUGGGUAGUAUGUGGCGGUUUGCACUGGACCUGACCUACCCCACUGUGUCGUACACAACAGGACAUGAGUUCAAUCGUGGAAUCUUCAAGACCUUCGGAGAUAGCCAGAUUGAAGAUUUCUGGUUGGAAUUCUACUGCAACACAACCAACAUCAGUCGAUCCCGCAUUGAGUACCAUUCCUCCGGCUAUGUCUGGCGGUAUGUCCGGGCGUCAAUGUCACUGGCCGGUCUCAUCCCUCCAAUUUGCGAUGAAGGCAGUAUGCUCCUGGACGGUGGCUACAUUGAUAAUCUGACUGUGGCACACAUGAAGAGUCUCGGUGCAGACGUCAUUUUCGCAGUUGACGUCGGAUCAAUCGACGAUACCACUCCCCAGGGCUAUGGAGACUCGCUUUCAGGCUUCUGGUCAAUGCUCAACCGGUGGAAUCCCUUCUCAUCGCUUCCAAACCCACCAACGCUCUCCGAAAUCCAAGCUCGACUGGCCUACGUCUCAUCUAUCGACAAUCUCGAGCGCGCCAAGAACAUGCCUGGAUGUCUGUACAUGCGCCCGCCCAUCGAUCCAUAUGGGACUCUGGACUUUGGCAAGUUUGACGAAAUCUACCAGGUCGGUUAUAAGUUCGGCAAAGAGUACCUCGACACCUUGAGAAACGAAGGCUCGCUCCCUAUUCCCGAGGAAACAGAGGAAAAGCGCAAAUUGCAGCGGACUAUGGCGCCUCGCCGUGCCAGUAUCUGA